CAAGAAAAGAAGGCAAUUGUUGAAAAUAUUAGAAAAUUUAGAAAAAAAAAGAGCAAUUUAAAAUUAAACAUACACAUAAUACAUUAAAUAAUAAUAAUAAUAAUAUAUAUAUAUAUAUAAAUAAAAUGUUCACGGGCAAAUUGCAAUUAAAAAUUUGUGAAGCAUGCGGGCUACGUCCCACUGAUUUUCAAAAGAGGCAUAAUAUGGCUUUUGGAAAACCUGAUGAUCAACCAAUGGAUCCGUAUGUUUCAAUUGAUGUGGAUGAAGUACAUUUAGAUCAAACAACAACAAAAGCGAAAACUUUUGAUCCCGUAUGGAAUGAACAAUUUGUUCAUGAUGUUAUCAAUGCUAAAAAUAUUAAUUUGACGGUUUUUCAUGAUGCCGCGUUGCCACCAGAUGAAUUUGUUGCCAAUUGUACUAUUCCAUUUGAAGAUCUUUUACAUAGAGAAUGUUCAACACAAGAUUUAUGGGUUGAUCUUGAACCACAAGGCAAAAUUCAUGUUAACAUUGAAAUCAAAUAUCAAGAGCCAAGUACUCCAGUUAUGGAUGCUACAUCAAAUGUGGGAACUAAGAAAAAAGAAUUUAAAGAAAGAGCUGGUUUCGAAAAAAGACGAGGUGCUAUGCGAAGACGUGUUCAUCAAGUUAAUGGUCACAAGUUCAUGGCAACAUUUUUACGUCAACCCACUUUUUGUUCGCAUUGUCGUGAAUUUAUAUGGGGAAUUGGUAAACAAGGCUAUCAGUGUCAAGUAUGCACUUGCGUUGUUCAUAAAAGAUGCCAUAGAUCGGUCGUUACCAAAUGUCCUGGGAUGCGGGAAGAGCAAACCCGAGCUGAUACCGGUCCAGUAGGUCAAAGAUUUCAAAUUAAUGUUCCACAUCGCUUUGUGGUACAUAACUACAGGCGUUUUACAUUUUGUGAUCAUUGUGGUUCCUUAUUAUAUGGAAUUGUAAAACAAGGUUUACAAUGUGAAGUUUGUAAUAUGAAUGUACAUAAACGAUGUCAAAAGAACGUAGCAAAUACAUGUGGUAUUAAUACAAAACAUUUAGCAGAAAUAUUGAAUCAACUUGGUAUUUCGCCGGAUAAAAAUGCACCACCGAGACGACCACCAAUUAAAUAUUUAAAUCAAGAACCAGAACAAAUUGGUUCUGAUCAACAAAAAGAUGAUAGUGGUAGAGAACCUCCGUCAUCGUCAACUGGUCAAACAAAAUUGUCUCAAUUUGAGCAAAUUGUUGAAAGUCGUUCUGGAAAAUUGGGCUUGCAAGAUUUUACUUUUAUUAAGGUAUUAGGAAAGGGUUCAUUUGGUAAAGUAAUGUUAGCUGAAAAAAAGGGAACUGAUGAAAUUUAUGCCAUAAAAGUUUUAAAAAAGGAUGCUAUUAUACAAGAUGACGAUGUAGAUUGUACUAUGACAGAAAAGCGUAUACUUGCUUUAGCAGCAAAACAUCCAUUUUUAACAGCCUUACAUUCCUGUUUUCAAACGCCGGAUCGUUUAUUUUUUGUAAUGGAAUACGUAAAUGGCGGUGAUUUAAUGUUCCAAAUUCAAAAGGCAAGGCGUUUUGAAGCUGCUAGAGCUGCAUUUUAUGCUGCAGAAGUUACGUUAGCAUUACAAUUUCUUCAUUCACAUGGUGUAAUUUACAGAGAUUUAAAGUUAGAUAAUAUAUUAUUGGAUCAAGAAGGACAUUGCAAGUUAGCUGAUUUUGGCAUGUGCAAGGAGGGAAUUGCUGGAGAUGUUUUAACAACAACUUUUUGUGGCACUCCCGAUUAUAUUGCUCCAGAAAUUUUAAGAGAGCAAGAAUAUGGUGCCUCUGUUGAUUGGUGGGCUUUAGGUGUAUUAAUGUAUGAAAUGAUGGCUGGCCAACCUCCAUUUGAGGCAAAUGAUGAAGAGGAGUUAUUUGACUCAAUUUUGCAUGAUGACGUUUUGUAUCCUGUGUGGUUAUCUAGAGAAGCUGUAUCAAUUUUGAAGGGAUUUUUGACGAAAAAUCCUACCCAAAGACUAGGUUGUACAGGCAAUGAGAAUGAAAUUCGAAAGCAUCCGUUCUUUGCAAAAUUAGAUUGGGCAGAACUUGAAAAUCGCAAUGUGAAGCCUCCUUUUCGGCCUAAAAUGAAAAAUGCGAGGGAUGCAUCUAAUUUUGAUACAGAAUUUACAAAGGAGGAACCGGUUUUAACCCCUGUUCCGAAUGAUGUCAUACGUUGUAUUAAUCAAGAAGAAUUUGCCGGAUUCUCUUUUAUAAAUGUUGAUUUUGGUCCUGAGCGAAAAGUUCAUUAAGAAUAUACUUUGAUUUUCAAUAAAACCAAAAAAGAAAAACAAAACCAAAACAUUAUUACCAUUAUAUAUAAGAGCAAAAAUAGAAUAAUACAUAAAAUAUGUAUAAAAAUAGAAACAUGUAUUAUGUUUUAUCAACGGGGUAUUAUUUUAUCAAAUAAUACUUAAACUAUUUUUAAUAAUUUCUCUUUGUAAAUAAAUUUUGUUAAAGGAAAAAAAAAAAUAAAUGAAAAUUUUUAUGUUAUUAUAUUAGGUUAUGUUGUAAAUGAUCGUCACAAUAUGAUUAUCCAACAAAAAAACAAAAACCAAGUGUUUUAAGAUUUCAAUGACUUAUAAUGAAAAAAAAAUUUAAAAUAAAAAACCCAAGCGCGACAAAAAGUUUGAAAGUGCAGAAUGCUAUAUUGUUAAAUUUUUAUUUAUAAUUAUUUUAUUAUAAUUAUAUAGCUGAUUUUUUUUUAUUUUAUUGUAUUUAAGGUACCAGCUUUUUUUUUAACAAUUCUUUAGUUGUUUGAAUUUGUAAAUCAGAAUAAAAUACAAUAAUUAUCAAGAAAAAAAAAAUUUA
Messenger RNA from Condylostylus longicornis, 2820 nucleotides. It is a transcript of the gene Pkc98E, whose product is annotated as protein kinase C. The transcript has 13 exons. Gene Ontology annotation, molecular function: ATP binding; diacylglycerol-dependent serine/threonine kinase activity; zinc ion binding. The record is from RefSeq and is a predicted model, not a curated record. Gene Ontology annotation, biological process: protein phosphorylation. Lineage: Eukaryota; Metazoa; Arthropoda; Insecta; Diptera; Dolichopodidae. The coding region runs from base 126 to 2261 and encodes 711 amino acids.